Molecule: messenger RNA, 1528 nt
Organism: Camellia sinensis
Lineage: Eukaryota; Viridiplantae; Streptophyta; Magnoliopsida; Ericales; Theaceae
Product: plant cysteine oxidase 4
Molecular function (GO): oxidoreductase activity, acting on single donors with incorporation of molecular oxygen, incorporation of two atoms of oxygen
Source: RefSeq, a predicted model, not a curated record
AUAGAAACUCCCAAGAGGCCAACUCUUGUUCUUGGCAUUUGUCAAGCCGAGCAGGCUUGCAAGCCUAGCAAGCAAAUCUUCUAUCUUCGCCCACCUCGCUCGAUCUUUCACGUUCCAUCUCUCACCCCCUUGUCUCUCUCACAUCACAUCUCGCAUCAAUCUCCCUCACCUCAUGCAAACCCAAGUGGCUAUAAUCAAAUGAAUUCUACAGUGUUUGAUUGUUCUGCAAAAUUUGAUUUUGUUUUGCGCGAUAGGUGGUUUUGAAAAGGGUUUGCAGAGAGGGAUGAAUUGACUGUGAUGCAGUUACUUCAUCGUCUAUCCGGUUCGCAGUAUAAGAUCCAGUUACAAUCCGGCUGUAAUUUUGAUUUUGCGUGAGGAAUUUUUGAUGGUAUUGAAGGGUCUUCUGUAAAUUAGAAGAGGACCCUUCUGAUUUGAAUUUUCAAGUUUUCGAUAUCGGUUCCUUUUCUCGCAAAAUUGUUCAGUGAAUUGAUAUCUGGGUUGUAUUCAGUUCCUGUUGUUGUUGUUACUUUUUCCACAUCAUGCCAGCCUUGCAGAAGCUUUAUAAUGCUUGUAAAGGAUCACUUUCUCCGGAUGGUCCCAUAUCUGAAGAAGCGCUCGAAAAAGUUCGCGUGCUGCUAGGCAAAAUCAAGCCCUCCGAUGUUGGUCUUGAGCAAGAGGCACAGUUGGUACGUGCGUGGACAAAUUCUUCACAUGGACGUAAUGGGAGUCUUCAGUCACUGCCAACAAUCAAAUACCUGCAUUUACACGAGUGUGAAAGUUUCUCUAUGGGAAUAUUCUGCAUGCCACCUUCCUCUAUUAUACCUCUUCAUAAUCAUCCUGGAAUGACCGUGUUGAGCAAGCUUCUAUAUGGUACAUUAAAUGUAAAAUCAUUUGAUUGGAUUGAUGUGCCUGGGCCUUCUGAUCAAUUGCAAGGUGCUAGACCUGCCAAGCUUGUUAGGAAUGGGGAGAUGAGGGCCCCUUCUGAGCCAACAAUUCUGUAUCCAUCGUGUGGAGGCAACAUUCACUCUUUCAAAGCCGCGACUCCGUGCGCUAUCUUUGACAUCCUGUCUCCACCUUACUCUUCUGAGGAUGGAAGACACUGUACUUAUUUCCGGAAGUCUCCAAGAGCAGAUUUGCCAGGUACUCUUGAAUUGGAUGGAGUGACCAUGUCAGAAGUGACUUGGUUGGAAGAGUUCCAACCUCCAGACGACUUUGUGAUUCGGAGAGGGCAAUACAAGGGUCGUGUUAUCAAAACUUGAGGUCUUUUUUUUUUUUUUUCUUUUUCUUCUUCUUUUUCUUUUUGUAUCCAUCUUUUUAAAAAUGAAUUGAGCACUUCAUUUGGGUAGUUUGAGUUAAAUUCUGGAAUUGAGUUGUCAAUAGCCAUGACAAUAAUAAGUUCUGUUGGCUAAUAUGAGUUAGGCAUUUGACUUUGUAUAUAGUAAAUACAGUUAUCUAAUGUAGUGACCUCAGUUUUUACACUUUGAACACCAACAAAAUUUGGAAGAAUUAUGCCCGCUCUUGUUCUGUU